AUGGCGGCCACGUUGGAGAAGCUCCACCACGAGCUCCCCCUCCAGGACCCGAAAAAGUGCGAUCACGAGGCACUUGAUAUUCUCAAGACGUUGAAGCCCGAGUGGAAGAGUGAAGACGUCAAGUUUGAGGUCUUCACCGCCGGCAUUACCAACAAGAUCUUUGCCGCCUCUGUCUCCGAUGAUGACAAAGUAAUUUUCCGUGUCUUUGGCAAGAACACCGAAAAGAUUAUAGACAGACGCCACGAACUCGAGUCGUGGGCCGUUUUGGCUGAAAAAGGACUUGCUGCACCGCUGCUUGGACUGUUUAAGAAUGGGAUUGUAUGCGGGUAUCUUCCGGGCAAGUCUUUGGACGUGAAAUUGGUACGGAAGCCGGAGAUGCAAACAAAAAUCGCUGAAGCCAUGGCCAAAAUGCACAACAUCGACACGGGUCACGCCAAGCUCCCCUGCGUCUACGAUAAGAUGCGAAACUUCUUGUCCAAUAUCGGAACCUUCGAAGACGCAGCCAAGCAAGCCGAGUACGACCGAGCCUUUCAUAAUGUCAAUUUGGAAGCCCGUGCAGCCGAAAUGGAAGCGAUCACCUCAAGAUUGCAACCGGAAGUCGGCUUCUGCCACAACGACCUGCUGGUCUAUAACAUUUUGUAUGAUGAGAGGAAUGAGAAAUUGAGCUUCAUCGACUACGAGUACGCUGAUUUUAACUUUACGGGUUUUGACACGGGAAAUCACUUUUGCGAGUGGGCAGGCGUCGAUAAUCCCGAUUUCACGCUCUGCCCUUCUAAAGAAGAUCGUAGAAGCUGGCUGAAACAAUAUCUAAAAUCCAAAAAUGGCACUGAGCCCUCUGAGCAUCAACUUGAGACCGAAGUGCAGCAAAGCGACCUGUUUAUGGCGAUGUCCCAUCUUUUCUGGACGAUAUGGGCCAUCGUUCAGGCGCAGAAUUCGACGAUCGAAUUUGACUAUCUUGGAUACGCCAUUCAACGACUAAAAGUCGGCCAAGAAUGUAUGGAGGAAUACUUGAAGGGUACAAGA
Mesorhabditis spiculigera is the source of this 1023-nucleotide messenger RNA. The record is from the annotation of a GenBank genome assembly. NCBI's taxonomy places the organism in Eukaryota, Metazoa, Nematoda, Chromadorea, Rhabditida, Rhabditidae.